UUCAGGGCAGUUAAAUUUUAGUACAUUUUUUAUGUUGAUUACUUUAGCACAAUGGGCAGGCCUCUUCGGCUGAGUGCUCAAAAUGUCGAAAAAAUGGUGGUGAUGUCCUCAUUACUAGCUCUGCGAAAAAGAAAAAAGAACUUCCUAGCUUAUCUACCACGAUACAAACCUCGGACAGUGUUCCAAAAAAGGUACCAGUAGUAUUGAAGCAAGAUUGGCCUCCAUACUCUUGCAGUAUUUGUGAUAAAUCAUUUUCCUAUAAAUCUCUUUGGACAAUACAUCAGCGUAAACAUAGUGAAAGGAGACCAUACAAAUGCAGAUUUUGUGACGCACGAUUCAAGCACAACAGCGGUAAAUUGCAGCACGAACGAAAUACUCAUAUGAAAGUCGCUGGUUUUGAGUGCGCUAUUUGCGGGAAAAGGUUUAAUCAUAAAUGUUCUCUUAUUCCCCACCGUCGAAUACAUUCUGGGGAAAAACCGUUUCGUUGCCAAACCUGUGGUACAAGCUUUUGUACGAAAUCAGAUCUUGUUAGACAUCAAAAUGUGCAUAGUGAAGAAAAAAAAUUCAAAUGCCGCGUAUGCCACAAGCGAUUCAAACACCAACGCUCUAAGACAAUGCAUGAACGUUUACAUGUGGAGGACCCUCGUUUUGAAUGCGCCUUCUGCGGAAAGAAAUAUACCCAGAAACAUGGUCUAACCAAUCACAUAAUAUCAUCUAAUUGCAAAACGAGUCAAAAAAUGGUUUCCAAAUUAUCCCGUUGCAAUGAUCCUGCCUCAAAAAAUUCACAGAACUGUUUCUCUGAUCCAACUAAAGAGGCCGAUUAUGUGAUCCCGAACGUACCUGACGAUGACGAGGUUGUCAGCGGUAUUUCUGUCAGUCCUCAAUUUAACCGCCAAUUGCAAACACUGCGAAUUGAGCAAGUGAAAAAUAUAGUGACAACCCAACAACCAAACUGCAAUGAUGAUGAGCUGAAUGUGUGCCAGCACAAUGGGCAGGCCUCUUCGGCUGAGUGCUCAAAAUGUCGGAAAAAUGGUGGUGAUGUCCUCAUUACUAGCUCUGCGAAAAAGAAAAAAGAACUUCCCAGCUUAGCUACCACGAUACAAACCUCGGACAGUGUUCCAAAAAAGGUACCAGUAGUAUUGAUGCAAGAUUGGCCUCCAUACUGUUGCAGUAUUUGUGAUAAAUCAUUUUCCUAUAAAUCUCUUUGGACAAGACAUCAGCGUAAACAUAGUGAAAAGAGAACAUACAAAUGCAGAUUUUGUGACGCACGAUUCAAGCACAACUGCAGUAAAUUAAAACACGAACGAGAUACUCAUACGAAAGUCGCUUGUUUUGAGUGCGCUAUUUGCGGGAAAAUGUUUAAUCAUAAAUAUAAUAUGAUUGCCCACCUGCGAAUACAUUCUGGUGGAAAACCGUUUCGUUGCCAAACCUGUGGUACAAGCUUUUGUGUGAAAAUAGAUCUUGUUAGACAUCAAAAUGUGCAUAGUGAAGAAAAAAAAUUCAAAUGCCGCGUAUGCGACAAGCUAUUCAAAUACGAUCAAUCUAAGACAAGGCAUGAACGUUUACAUGUGGAGGGUCUUCGAUUUGAAUGCGCCUUAUGCGGCAAGAAAUAUGGCCAGAAACAUAGUCUAACCACUCACAUAUCAUCUAAUUGCAAAACGAGUCAAAAAAUGGUUUCCAAAUUAUUCCAUUGCAAUGAAAAGUAUGUGGAACAUGUUGAUGAUGAUAAUCAAUUUUCCAAUUCGACCGCCCUCUCCCCACAAAAAUUGAAUGACAAUGGUCCUUGUAACGCAGAAGCGCAAUCUCAACAAUGUUAUGAAAAGGAUCCUGCCUCAGCAGACUUACAGAACUGUUUCUCUGAUCCGACUAAAGUGACCGAUGGUGUGUCCUCAAACAUACUCGGCGACGAUGACAUUUUCAGUGGUAUUUCUGUCAGUUCUCAAAUCAACUGUCAAUUGCGUAAGAAUGAUACUGCUGCCAGUUCAACUAAUGAACAAUUUGAUAAGACACACGUUAUGAAAAAACUGCGGAUAGAACUAGUGCGAGUGACAACCCAACAACUAAACUGCAACGAUGAGCUAAAUUUGUGCCAGCGCAAUGGGCAGGUUUCUUCUUCAGCUGAGUGCUCAAAACGUCGAAAAAAUGGUGAUAGGGGCCGGAUAAAUUGCUCUGCGAGAACGAAAAAAGAACUUGCUACUCGUAGCUUAGCUACUACGAUAGAAACCUCGGACAGUGUCCCAAAAAAGGUGCUUGUACGAGAAGUAUUGAUGGGCGAUAUACCACCAUACUGUUGCAAUAUCUGUGAUAAAUCGUUUCCCUGCAAAUCACAAUGGACAAAACAUCAGCGAAAACAUAGUGAAAAGAGACCAUACAAAUGCAGAUUUUGUGACGCACGAUUCAAGCACAACUACAGUAAAUUAAUGCACGAACGAGAUACUCAUACGAAAGUCGCUUGUUUUGAGUGCGCUAUUUGCGGGAAUAUGUUUAAUCUUAAGCGUUCUCUUGUUCGCCACCUGCGAAUACAUUCUGGUGGAAAACCGUUUCGUUGCCAAACCUGUGGCAACAGCUUUUCUCAGAAAUGCAAUCUUGUUGCUCAUCAAAACUCCCACAGUAAGGAAAAAACCUUCAAAUGCCGAAUGUGCGACCAGCUAUUCAAAUAUCGAAAUCAGAAGACAGUUCAUGAACGUUUACAUGCGGAGGGUCCUGGUUUUGAAUGCGCCCUAUGCGGCAAGAAAUAUAACCAAAAAUCGGGUCUAGCCUAUCACAUAUCACAUGAUUGUAGUUAGAUUUCAAUAAACAGUAUUCAAAUGUGUGCAGAUUUGAAUUCUGGAUUUAUUUGUUUUUGUGUGUUUCUGAGUUCUUACUUACCCAUGAUAAAAGAGUCCAAAAAUUGUUUCCAAAUUCUUGUACUGCAAUGGUAGAUAGACAUAUCUAUGUUCUUAUUUUAGUAAUAGGUAUCUAUAUACCUAUUUGUAUUCAUGUUAGCCUGUGUAAGUGGCACUUAGUGUAUAAUUA
Molecule: messenger RNA, 3015 nt
Organism: Planococcus citri (citrus mealybug)
Lineage: Eukaryota; Metazoa; Arthropoda; Insecta; Hemiptera; Pseudococcidae
Product: zinc finger protein 91-like
Exons: 11
Coding region: 381-2786 (801 amino acids)
Source: RefSeq, a predicted model, not a curated record